AUGUCCAUUACGUAUAAUUUCGCCGGUAAAGUGGCCCUGAUCACUGGGUCGAGUUCGGGCAUCGGUGCGGCCACAGCCAUACUGUUUGCCAAAUCGGGAGCCAAUGUUGUGAUCACCGGUCGUAACGCCGGGCGAGUGUCAGAAGUGGCCAAACAGUGUCUCGACGUAUCGCCCGAUGGCUCGAAGGCGCUGGAAGUGGUGGCAGACGUGACCAGUGAUGAAGAUCUUCAGCGACUGGUCGACACAACUAUCACUACUUUCGGCAAAAUAGAUGUUAUGGUGAAUAACGCGGGAUCAGCUCUAAAGGCAGACAUCACUGCCACUGAUUUCAUGGAUAACUACAGACAAGUAUUUAAGACAGACUUGGAUUCCGCGCCUCAAUACUCGCCGUAUUGUAUGUCAAAGUCAGCGCUGGAUAUGUUUACCAAAUGCAUGGCCUCGGAGUUGGGACCUAAAGGCAUACGCGUUAAUAGCGUUAGUCCCGGUGCCGUUAAAACAAACUUUUCAUUGAACACUGGUGUGUCUCAGACAGACUCCGACCAGUUUUACGAUACAUACGCCCGACUCUACCCAAUCGGUCGGUACGGCGAGGGCUCAGACAUCGCUAAUGCGGUCUUGUAUUUGGCUUCAGACGACUCUUCAUUCAUAACGGGCUCGAGUCUGGUCGCAGACGGCGGACAUCUGGCCGCUAAUUGGUUAUCAGCCAUAAUACUAAUCGUAUGCCUGACCGGAGCGUUAGGGGCAUCGUUGGAGACCAAACCGGUGGUACGUUUGGCCGGCGGUCGGGUAGUGGGCGGUGAGGACGCUCAGGCGGGUCAGGCCCCGUGGCAGGUGUCCAUUCAGGUGAACGGCUGGUUCGGGUGGAGUCAUAAUUGUGGCGGUUCUCUGGCCGGCAAACGCUCGGUAGUCACCGCUGCCCACUGUGUCGACACCUACCAACCGGCUGAAUUAAAAGUAUGGUACGGGGGUCUGAACCGGGAACAACUGGCCGUAAACAACGAGAUCGAAGCAAUCAAAUACCACGAUCAGUGGAAUGUACCAAGCCAAUUCGACUACGAUUACGCCGUGCUCAAUCUGAAACAGAACAUCCAGCAAACUGAGACCAUCAAAACCAUCGAGUUGGCCACCUCUACACCCGCCGCGGGCUCCCCGGCAGACCUGACCGGUUGGGGCCGUACGGCGGGCAACAGUCAACUCCCGAUACCUUUACAGUAUCAGAGGUUGGCUAUUGUUGACUAUAAUGACUGUAACACCCGGUACGGGACCAUAAUGGAGGUGACACCUCGUAUGCUGUGCACUGAGCACAAGACCGCCAGCGUUUGUGGGGGCGAUUCAGGUGGACCUUUGGUGGUUGCUGGUCAACUGGCCGGUAUUGUAUCAUGGACAAUGAGUGAUUGUAGACCUGAUACCACUGGCCACUUGAGCGGUUACGCCGAUGUGGCCAAUCAGCGAGCGUGGUUGACAGAGCGGAUUAUAUAAAUAUAUUUAAAAGGC
Messenger RNA from Medioppia subpectinata, 1494 nucleotides. Lineage: Eukaryota; Metazoa; Arthropoda; Arachnida; Sarcoptiformes; Oppiidae. The record is from the annotation of a GenBank genome assembly.